GCAGGGCGCGCAUGCGCAGAGCGGCGUGGCGCUGCGGCCAUGGCGCUCGGGAGGCUGCCGCGGCUGCUGCUCGGCCCCGCCGCCUCGCGCUCCCCGCCCGCCCGGGGCAUGGCGGCUGCGGCCCACGAGGGCGGUGGAGCCCGCCUGUGGAGGACCCUGACCUUCGUGGUGGCUCUGCCCGGGGUUGCUGUUUGCAUGCUGAACUGCUACCUGAAAGCACAGCAGGAGCACGAGAGACCUGAGUUUAUUCCUUACGCUCACCUCCGGAUCAGGACCAAGCGUUUCCCCUGGGGUGAUGGGAACAAAACUCUCUUCCACAACCCCCAUGUUAAUGCUCUCCCAACCGGUUAUGAAGAUGAAAAUUGAGACCCUGACCACAGCCAGAACUUUGGCUCUUCCUGUCUUGGACCAGAAUGUUGUGUGGGAACCAUCCUUAAAGGAACCAUAAUUAAAAAAACUACAUUCCUUCUGCAAUGGAGCUGAAUGGUGUUCUGGCCUCUGUACUGGUGUAGAGGUCCUUUAAAUAAACAACUCUGACCUUGAA
This is a messenger RNA of Apus apus (common swift), 544 nucleotides long. RefSeq names its product cytochrome c oxidase subunit 6A1, mitochondrial. The coding region runs from base 40 to 366 and encodes 108 amino acids. NCBI's taxonomy places the organism in Eukaryota, Metazoa, Chordata, Aves, Apodiformes, Apodidae. The transcript is spliced from 3 exons. Gene Ontology annotation, cellular component: mitochondrial inner membrane. Gene Ontology annotation, molecular function: enzyme regulator activity. The record is from RefSeq and is a predicted model, not a curated record. Gene Ontology annotation, biological process: mitochondrial electron transport, cytochrome c to oxygen.